GCGGAAGCCGUUUUGGGAAACGGAAAAGCCCAGAAGCGGGUUCCCAGCUGCUGGCUGGGGAAUCUGUACUGGGUUCUUUUGAGUGGGAGGGUCUAGGGCCGUAUUUUCUGCUGGUGCUGCCGCCACCUCCCAAGGUAGCAGAGCUGAGACUUCGCCGUGCUGCACCCCCAGUUUGGUCUUGAAGAGAAAGAAUUGCUCAAGGCAUUCGACCCACAGUUUGAACACAUAAUUGGGCUUGGACUUCAUUCCAUUCACUAAUUGGCCUGACUUACUAAUGAGCAUUUAUUGGAGGCCCAUUCUGCUCCAGGCAAUGUGCUGGUUAUUCUUCAAGAACUCAGGCCUGUAUUAGAGAAAGAGUUGUGAACAGAUAAAUUAUGGAUAGGAUCCUAAGACAGCAGACCCGAUGCACCCUUCUACAGCUGACUGCACCCUGCAUUAGAAAGAGGUCCAGGGAUGAUAUAUUUGGGGAUUAUGUUUCUCUCCCCUGGAAUUCAUGCAGUUCAUUCCAGAAACAUUGACCCUCUGCUUGUGUGACACACCUUUCCUGAAGAUCUGAUGGACAGACACUUUCUGUUGACCUUGCAGCUGUUUUUUCAUGUGGAAGUUGGAAGACAAGGUGAAAGUGGCCGAAAGGUACCUGCUUUGGUGAAUAGACGUGCUCCCCUUGGUUCUUAGAACAUGGGCCCUCGUUUAAAGCUGCAGCUGUGAUCCUCGGCUGUCUGUUGGCACUGAAGGGACCUGAUGUUUUACGUUAUUGGUGGCAUCACAGUGUCUGUGGUUGCAUUCUUCUUCACAAUUAAGUUCCUCUUUGAGCUUGCCGCACGUGUAGUCAGCUUCCUCCAGAAUGAGGACCGUGAGCGCCGAGGGGACCGGACUAUAUAUGACUACGUGCGGGGAAAUUACCUGGAUCCCCGGUCUUGCAAAGUCUCCUGGGAUUGGAAGGACCCCUAUGAGGUGGGCCACAGCAUGGCCUUCCGAGUGCAUUUAUUCUAUAAGAACGGGCAGCCCUUCCCUGCACACCGGCCCGUGGGACUAAGAGUCCACAUCUCUCAUGUUGAGCUAGCAGUGGAAAUUCCAGUGACCCAGGAAGUCCUCCAGGAGCCCAGUUCCAAUGUGGUCAAGGUGGCCUUCACUGUGCGCAAAGCUGGGCGGUAUGAAAUCUCAGUGAAGCUUGGUGGAUUAAACGUGGCCUAUAGUCCCUACUACAAGAUUUUUCAGCCUGGAAUGGUGGUUCCUUCCAAGACCAAAAUCGUGUGUCAUUUUUCUACCCUGGUGUUGACCUGUGGGCAGCCUCACACUCUUCAAAUAGUGCCCCGAGAUGAGUAUGACAACCCUACCAACAAUUCCACGUCCUUGAGAAAUGAGCACAACUACAGCCUGUCCAUUCAUGAGCUUGGUCCUCCAGAAGAGGAGAGUACCGGUGUCUCAUUUGAGAAGUCAGUGACGUCCAACCGGCAGACCUGCCAGGUGUUCCUGCGGCUCACCUUGCAUUCUCGAGGCUGCUUCCAUGCCUGCAUCUCAUACCAAAACCAGCCAAUCAACAAUGGUGAAUUUGACAUCAUUGUCCUAAGUGAGAAUGAGAGGAAUAUCGUUGAACGCAAUGUGUCCACCUCAGGAGUGAGCAUUUAUUUUGAAGCUUAUCUGUAUAAUGCUGCCAACUGCACCAGCACGCCGUGGCACCUUCCACCCAUGCACACGAGCUCUGCCCAGCGCCGGCCCUCCACAGCUCUGGAGGAGGAAGAUGAAGACUCAUCCUCUGAGUGUCACACCCCUGAGAAGGUGAAGAAACCGAAGAAGGUGUACUGCUACGUGUCACCAAAGCAAUUCUCAGUGAAGGAGUUCUACCUGAAAAUCAUUCCCUGGCGCCUUUACACCUUCAGGGUGUGCCCUGGAACCAAAUUUUCAUACCUUGGCCCUGACCCUGUCCAUAAGCUGCUCACCCUUGUGGUGGAUGACGGCAUUCAGCCUCCGGUGGAGCUCAGCUGUAAGGAGAGAAACAUCUUAGCGGCCACGUUUAUCCGCUCGCUCCAUAAGAACAUAGGAGGCUCCGAGACCUUUCAGGACAAGGUGAACUUUUUCCAUCGAGAGCUUCGGCAGGUGCAUAUGAAAAGACCACAUUCUAAAGUCACCCUGAAGGUCAGCAGACAUGCCUUGUUGGAAUCAUCUCUGAAAGCCACUCGGAAUUUUUCCAUCUCAGAUUGGAGCAAGAACUUUGAAGUGGUUUUUCAGGAUGAAGAAGCUCUGGACUGGGGAGGGCCUCGUCGGGAAUGGUUUGAGUUAAUCUGCAAAGCACUAUUUGACACCACCAAUCAGCUCUUCACCCGAUUCAGUGACACCAACCAAGCAUUAGUGCAUCCCAACCCUAAUCGCCCCACUCAUCUGCGCCUAAAGAUGUAUGAGUUUGCAGGGCGCCUGGUGGGCAAGUGUCUCUAUGAGUCCUCUCUAGGAGGAGCCUACAAGCAGUUGGUCCGAGCUCGCUUUACCCGUUCUUUCUUGGCCCAAAUCAUAGGACUACGUAUGCAUUACAAGUAUUUUGAAACAGAUGACCCAGAAUUCUACAAAUCUAAAGUUUGUUUCAUCCUCAACAAUGACAUGAGUGAGAUGGAGCUGGUCUUUGCAGAAGAGAAAUACAAUAAAUCAGGUCAAUUGGAUAAGGUUGUAGAACUUAUGACAGGUGGAGCUCAAACCCCUGUCACCAACGCGAAUAAGAUCUUCUAUUUAAAUUUGCUGGCCCAGUAUCGACUGGCCAGCCAAGUGAAAGAGGAGGUGGAACAUUUCCUAAAAGGCCUGAAUGAGUUAGUCCCUGAAAACCUCUUGGCUAUUUUUGAUGAGAAUGAGCUUGAGCUGCUGAUGUGUGGGACUGGGGACAUCAGUGUGUCUGACUUCAAAGCCCACGCAGUGGUCAUUGGUGGCUCGUGGCAUUUCAGAGAAAAGGUCAUGAGGUGGUUUUGGACCGUGGUUUCCAGUCUGACACAGGAAGAGUUGGCUCGGCUGCUGCAGUUCACCACAGGCUCCUCUCAGCUGCCACCCGGAGGCUUUGCUGCCCUCUGUCCCUCCUUCCAGAUUAUCGCGGCCCCGACCCACAGCACGCUCCCAACUGCACACACGUGUUUCAACCAGCUGUGCCUCCCUACGUAUGACUCCUACGAAGAGGUGCACAGGAUGCUGCAGCUGGCCAUCAGCGAGGGCUGCGAGGGCUUCGGCAUGUUCUGACCGCUCUCCCUGCCGUCUGCUUGGCUCCCGUGGCUUCCCGGAGCCUCCAGGCGGCGCGCGCCACAGACGCGACCGCUGACCCCGACAGACACAGAACCAUCAGCCAGAAGCUGCCGCGUGCCCCCCCAGCGUGUGGAGGAGUCGGUCACCUCCCAGCCUCCUCCUUCCCUCGCCCCCUCCCUUCCCGCCUUCCCCCCACGGGCCCCUCUGGCAGGUCCCUAGCCUGAGCAAGUGGCUCAGUCACAGGAGGAGGGUGGGGGCCCGCUGCGCUCGCCCUUGGUUCUCAGAGGAGCUCAGAGGCGGGAGCUGCCUCAGCCGCUUUGCGACACGGAGGCUCGGCCUUUCUGGGAGCGCUGGGGUCCUCGCCUCGCUCAGCCUCCUCUGCUGAUGCUCCGCAGGGGUUCCCUCCAUGUCCCCUUGACCCAGAGUCUGUGAGUCCUUCUCGGGGACAGGUGACUGUCUGCUCGCCAGGAGGAGCACAGACCGGAGGUGGCCCACGGCGACAGACAGACUUCAGCUUUGUCCCUCUGCACGACGGCCGGUGCAGGCACGGGACUAGCUCACGUGGUUACUGAUAGUACCAAAGGGUCCUUUUUUUUUGUGGUGUCAGAACUGGAAAAGGAGCUUUUCCCUGCAAGCGUUUGCAGAAAUGAUCAUUUAAUUCAUAAAGAAGAACUCCCUAGUAAGCUUUUUUUUUUUUUUGAGUAUAAUAAACCUGUGAGACAGACCUAAGAAUGUGAAAGCUAGCCGGGCUGUAGCCGCCAGUGCUGAAGGCGAUUCUCCUUUAGGGUUGUCGGGCAUUUCUUGGCAUGUGACUGGCUUGAAGACGACUGAUGCUUGUCCCUGAGUUUGUUCUUUACACUGAGGUGUGGCUGGGCCUGGCUCCUCACCUCCAACUUGUGCUGUCUGCUGAGAGCUGGGCAUUCUUUAGGUUUCCACUGAAGAAAAUUUUGGAGCAAGAAAUUAGGAUGGUUUGAUAGCAUGCCACUGGUCCCUGGUUCUCGCUGCUUGGUGUUCCCUGGCAGCACUGAGGCAAGGGAGAAGGGAUCAGUAAUUGCUUCUCAGAGGUCCUUAGGGUCAGGACACAAGGGACACACAUCGAGGAGCUGUGUCAGACGAUAAACGCCUCGCUGCCCCAGUGACUUCUGUCACUCCCUCAGUUACCAGCAAGGGCACCUCAGGAGGGAGGAAGACACACUAGGUUCACUAUGACGUGAUUGAAGAGAGCCUGCAGCUGUUUCUUGGAAGAUGACAGCAACCUUUGCCAUUAACGAUUUGAAUGAAGACAUUUUCAAGACUCAGAAUCUCAUCGAAUUCUGAAGUUUCUGUUUCUAAGAAGGCUUUGCUGCAAGCGACCAUUCCCAAUGGGGCAUUCGACUCUGAGAACAUUAACAAGCCAUCUUUAUUGCCAAAACCAGCAAGUACAAAGAGUCCAGAGAUGAGGCAGGACUUGAGGCCAUGCCUUGGCCUGCUGGAAGCACGUCUGAGCCCUCCUGUUCCCAGGGAUCACGAGGAACAAGCCUUUCUGAGCUGCUACAGUUCCUGCCUGACCUCACUCCUUCGCAGUUGUCAUUUGUCCUUGGCAUGGGUGCUGAAUGCUGACCUCACUCACCCUUGGGGUCCAGGGUCCAGCAUUGGGGCCCUCUCGACCCCAGGUCCUCCACGCCACACGGUCACUGCUCUCCUCAGGGACCAGGACAAGGUGCUGCCCCAUGGGAUAUGUACAGGCAAGUUUCAUCAUCCCCCUGGGAAGCAUGAUGCCGCCCUUUGGGCCCAGAGAGGGAUUCCAGCUCGGGCACGUGGGCUGGCUCUGCUGUCUUUGGCCGUUGUUCCUCUUCCAAACCCUGUGCUCCCCCGCCCCUCCAGAGACUGAUGCUGGAGCGCGAGUUGAUUUUCUUGGCUCGAUCUGUCCUUUCUGAGCUCUAGUCAUAGCACGUUUCAGAGCAUCCUGGGUACCAUGGCAGCGCAGCUGCAGCCUGCAGUGGUCCUUAGCCCCAGGGUCUUUGUUUCACAAAACCGAUUGGUACUGUUGUGGUUUUGUAUUCUUUGAGUGUUCUCUCUCUCUCUCUCUCCUAACUAUUCAAAAGUAUCUUUGCUCUUUUGCCCUUUCCUUUGACCUUCUUUUCUAAUCCUGCUUUGGAAUUAGCCGGUGUGGGGAGACGUACACCAUGUCAGAGAGAAGAAAGAGUGCCUGUUACUCGAAGUGUUUCCUAUUCACGUUUCUUAUUUUGGUCAGUUCUUUUAUUUAUGCCCUUGUGGCCCAGGUACUUGGGCGGCCAGCUAACCUCCUGGCUAGUGAAGGAGACCAGGCACCAAGUGAACACCAAGGAAAGUGUUGGUGUGUUUCUAGAACUCCAGCAGAGACCAAGCCCUGCUGCAAAUUUGUCAGGCCAGACCAAAGGGCCACACAGUUGCAGCAGUAGUGUAAAUAUUUUGUACAGUGAAUAAAUGAAUGUUUAAAAGGACUAAGAAGCAAGUGACUGCUGUAUGUGAUGAUUCAGGGCUUAACUUGGAGGUGGGGAAGGAAAAGAAAAAUGUAGAAAUGUUUUUGCAUUUCACCAGUAACCCUUCAGAAACAGUCAGCUUGGGAUAGAAUGGACUCCCGGAGCCCUGGCCUGGUCCAGACCUGCCAGCCCUCUCACCCUUCCUGGAUUGCUGUCCGUGGUGCCCCGCAGGGCCUCGGUGCCUCCUUGCACAGAGAGCCAACAGCUGGGACAAGUGCUUGUACUCAGCUCCAGGGGGAGAGACCAGUUUGGCAAAAACAGAGGAUGUCUGUUCUCAUCAGUCUUCUCAAUGUUAAUUCGUUGUUUUACUGCAUAAGAAACUCAAUGUAGAAAAUUUGGAAAUUAAAAAAAAAGUACAAGAAAAUAAGUUACUUGCCAUCCAGAGGGAAGAACACUUUGGUGGGUGGUCUUAUUUGCAUAUAAUUGCACAUGUAUUUCUCAAUGUCCCCGCAACCCUUGACUCUCCCACAAGUGCUUUGAGUGUGGCAAAAAAAAAAAAAAAAAAACCUGCUCCUCAAAAGUUUUGGGGUGGCAGGUGGGAUGACUUCUUUUUCCAACGAUAGAUAAGCUUGGCAGAGAAAACCAGGCCUCUGAUACAGGCCUUGUAGGAGAAAUGUUAGGGACCCUGGCUUUCUUGGGGAAGUGAGCAUGUUGUCUUUGACAUUGCCCAUUCUGGAAAAUCAAAACAAAUUCCCCUUUAUAAUUGUGUUUUGUUUUGUUUUUGUUGUGUUUUGCUUGUUUUGUCUUUUUGGCCACGCUGCAUACCUUGCAGGAUCUUAGUUACUCAAGCAGGGAUUGAACCCAAGACCCAGCAGUGAAAGCACCAAGGCUUAACCAUUGGACUGCUAGGGAAUUCCCCUGUAAUUGUUCUUAAAAUACAGAUUUUUUUUUUUUUUCCUUUCUGCCCCCACCUCCCAGACUCAGCAAAUUGGAAUCUUAACUUGAAAAUUACUCCUUUAGAGUGCAUUCAAUCUACUCCCACCUCAUCAAGCUCUCCUGAGUAGUAUGAGAUGUCUUAAACACACAAAACAAAAUUCUCUCCCUCUAGCUUUACACUUCUAGGUUAUUUAACCGUCUUAAAUCUUUUAUACUUGCUGCUCUUGUGGCUUUGAUGAACAUUCAUCACUGAGUGAUUUCAUCCCUUCAUGAAGUUAUUCAUAAGACUCAAGAGGCUGGUAGAAUUGUUCUUGAAUUAACACAAUAAAAUACUGCCUUCAGCUUCUCAUGCAGUGUUACCUCUGAGCCAUAGCAGCUCGAGCUCUGAGACCUCUGCCCAGCCACACUUCUCUUAAGAAACAGUGGAGGUUCUCCAGGUGGCUUGACCAGAGGGCUCCUUACCUCUGCUUUGAUUUCACUUAGACCCUCAAGCAUAACAGACCAGCUCCAGGUAUCCUGUAAUAUACUUUCAUUUAAAAAUGAAUAAUUCCUCUUUUAUUUGGAGGUGAACAUAUAUACCAAAAAAGCAUACAGCAUAUACACUUUAACAAAUAAUUAUAAGAGAAGUGCAUAUGCAACCAUCAUCCAGGAAAGAAAGAAAGUGCAUUACAGCACUGCAGAGCAAUUACCUCACCCUUCCGGAGGUAACUGUUUUUCUGACUUUUAGAAUACUUUUUUCACCAAUUCCCUUUUCAAUGAACCUGUCCCAAAAAUCACAGUGGCGGGGUGGGGAGGGAAUGAGCCCAUGUGGUCCCUUGAUAAGAUGCUAACUAGGGUCAGUUUCUCCAGUUAGUUUAAAAAGUCAUCUGAAACCAUCAUUGCCUCAUGAGAAUCUAGCUCAGAUUCCUGAUGCUGAAUGUGAUGAAUCAGUCAUAUUCAAAGACUGUCAGUUCAGUUGCUCAGUUGUGUCCAACUCUUUGCAGACCACAUGGACUACAGCAUGCUAGGCUUCCCUGUCCAUCACCAGCUCCUGGAGUUUACUCAAAACUUAUGUCUAUUGAGUUGAUGAUGCCAUCCAACCAUCUCAUCCUCUGUCGUCCCCUUCUCCCACCUUCAAUCUUUCCCAGCAUCAGGGUCUUUUCAAAUGAGGCAGCUCUUCACAUCAGGUGGCCAAAGUAUUGAAAAAGACAUCUGGAAAAGACCCAUUUUCACUCCAUCUGACCAUCCAAAUUUCCAGAUAUGAUGCAUCAGUUCUUCAGCACUCAGCUUUCUUUAUAGUCCAACUCUCACAUCCAUACAUGACAACUGGAAAAACCAUAGCUUUGACUAGACAGAUCUUUGUUGGCAAAGUAAUAUCUCUGCUUUUUAAUAUGCUGUCUAGGUUUGUCAUAACUUUUCUUCCAAGGAGCAAGCAUCUUUUAAUUUCAUGGCUGCAGUCACCAUCUGCAGUGAUUUUGGAGCCCCCCAAAAUCAAGUCUGUCAGUGUUUCCAUUGUUUCUCCAUCUAUUUGCCAUUAAGUGAUGGGACUGGAUGCCAUGAUCUUAGUUUUCUGAAUGUUGAAUUUUAAGCCAACUUUUUCACUUUCCUCUUUCACUUUCAUCAAGAGGUUCUUUAGUAGUUCUUCACUUUCUGCCAUAAGAGUGAUGUCAUCUGUAUUAGUUCUUUGCUUUCUACCGUAAGAGUGGUGUCAUCUCUAUAUCUGAGGUUAUUGAUAUGUCUCCCAGUGAUCUUAAUCCAGCUUGUGCUUCAUCCAGUCCAGCACUUCUCAUGAUGUACUCUGCAUAUAAGUUAAAUAAGCAGGGUGACAAUAUACAGCCUCAACGUAUUCCUUUCCCGAUUUGGAACCAGUCUUGUUCCGUGUCCAGUUCUAACUAUUGCUUCUUGACCUGCAUACAGAUUUCUCAGGAGGCAGGUUAGAUGGUCUGGUAUUCCCAUCUCUUGAAGAAUUUUCCAUAGUUUGUUGUGAUCCACAUAGUCAAAGGCUUUGGCAUAGUCAAUAAAGCAGAAAUAGAUGUUUUUCUGGUAUUCUCUUGCUUUUUUGAUGAUCCAGUGGAUGUUGGCAAUUUGAUCUCUGGUUCCUCUGGCUUUUCUAAAUCCGGUUUGAAUAUCUGGAAGUUCAUGGUUCAUGUACUGUUAAAGCCUGGCUUGGAGAGUUUUGAGCAUUACUUUGCUAGCGUAUGAGAUGAGUGCAAUUGUGCGGUAGUUUGAGCAGUCUUUGGCAUUGCCUUUCUUUGGGAUUGGAAUGAAAACUGACCAUUUUCAGACAUUUGACCAUCCAAAUUUCCAGAAAUUUGACCAUUUCAGAGACCAUCAAGUCUCUGCAAAGUUUCCCCCAGAUAGUCUAAAUUGGAUAAUUUAUUCAGGAUGAAGCCUGUGGAUGUGGUUGCUACUUCUUUGGAGUCCCAGUUAGCAGGCCAGUAUGGCCUUUAUGGUCUUUGAUGGCCAUGAAUGCCUUAAACUAUGUUUGGCUGGCCAACUAGGCAACUUUCUGAGUGAGCAAGGUCUUAGGACUUCAUCUCUUAAGGGUGAUUCUAGGAAGAAGUCAGUCUUGGACAACUCAAGGAGCUAGGCAAAGAUACAAAUUUCUUUUCUAAAUGGUGUGUCCUAGACCAAGUGGCUCUUCCUGACACUGGGAACCUACUUGUAUUCUAUGUUUCUGACUCCAGCGCUCCUGGGCCUCCAGCCUCCCCUGUGGGAGAGGCCUCUCCUGACAUUUGGCCUUUUCUCAAAGAAGAUGCCCAUGAAUCCUUUUGCAUCAAGUGUGCAGAAUGGAACCCUCAAAAGAGUAGAGAGCCAUGAACUGAUUUUAACUCUCAUGGUUCAACUUUGGGCAAGACAGUCUUUUAACAUUAGUUUUCUGACUUGCAAAAUGAUGCUGUUAACUAAAGGAAAUUGACUAAUAACUUGGAGCCCUUGGAAAAAAGUUUUCCUACAUAGGUGUGUGAGAUACCAUAUUGAUUACAGCUCAGUUCAGUUCAGUUGCUCAGUCAUGUCUGACUCUUUGCGACCCCAUGGACUGUAGCACGCCAAGCUUCCCUGUCCAUCACCAACUCCCAGAGCUUGCUCAAACUCAUGUCCAUUGAGUUGGUGAUGCCAUCCAACCAUCUCAUCUGCUAUUGUCCCCUUUUCCUUCUGUCUUCAAUCUUUCCCAGCAUCAGGGUCUUUUCCAGUGAGUCAGUUCUUUGCAUCAGCUGACCAAAGUAUUGGAGUUUCAACUUCAGCAUCAGUCCUUCCAAUCGAUAUUCAGGAUUGAUUUCCUUUAGGGUUGACUGGUUGAAUCUCCUUGCCAUCCAAGGGACUCCCAAGAGUCUUCUCCAACACCAUAGUUCAAAAGCAUCAAUUCUUCAGAUUUGAUUACAGCUCAGGGCCCUUGUAAUUGCCAGACUAGGAGGUGAUACGGAUCUGGGGGCAGCAGGGGAUGCUAAAGUGGAUGACUAGUAUAGGGUGGGGCUCUUGUCCCACCUUGCCAUGUCCAGGCAGGCCAGAGAGAAUGGGUGUUCAGGACACCUAGUCCACACACCUGUGGGACGAAGACCCCAGGUCACAAGAGACCUCCUAUCUCUCCUUCAUAUGAACCUCCAAAGGCCAAAGGAAGUAUCUGAGAGGACUGCAUCUCAAACCACGUUCUGUGGUAGGCGACCUAAUCCCUUUGGCUUUCUUUAACUCACUGAUGACUGAAUCAUGAAGGCAGCGUCCAUUUUUUGAGCUCUCCCUGACACUUGGAGCUUUAACAUAUCUUGUCUCAUGUUAACAACCCUGCGAGGUGAGUUGUUUUCUCCAUGCUACGCGAAGCAGCUGAGGCUCAGAGAAGACAAGUAGCUGCCAGGGUUCCUUAGUAAGUGGCAGAGCAGUGUUUGAACAUGGGUCUGUUUCAUAUCAAAGCCCAAACUCUUUCCAUGUGGCGGGUUUGUGUCGAGCUUACACUAAGGUUAGCUUAGACUGAGAAACAACCCAGUCACCAAGCCACCUGUCUGUGUUCACUGAUCGUGUCUCACAUACACUUGGUGACACUGUGUGACAGAUGAACACUUUGUACUUUGUUUACUUGCCAGUUGUCUGAGGAUUUGGGAUUUCUGAGGAGAAGACCCUAUUGAUUCAGCAGAACUUCUGAGAUUCAGCUAUUGGCAGUAGCUUUAAAAUCUUUUGUGUUUGAAAGUUCCAUAGAAUACCAACUAAUGACUUGAAUGAAGUGACUUCCAAGUUUAAAGGAAUCUUGCAUAAAGUAUACAUGACACUCAGGAGGCUAUAACUGAAGAAGAAAAGCCUGAAAUUUUAAUAUCCCCACUUUGGAUGAAAAUCCAUCGAUUGCACGCAAAUGAAAUGUUAGAAUGAGGUCAGACAUGGUACACCAUACCCUGAUGUUUAUCUCUUGGUAACAAAGUCUGCAGAAAAAGACUCAUUUAAAUCUUUUGUCUCUAAACUCCCCUUACAUGAAACACAGCACUGUUCGGCAAAGGCCAAAUCUCUGGUGGUUAUCUUGCAGAGGAAGCAAACAUUUUCAAGAAUGCCAGAGUUAAAGGGAGACACACACCUCAAACAAGACAGAUUCUAUUGGGACUCUAAGCACAGUAUCUUCUGCCGGGUGAGGGAUCCUGUACCUUUAGGUCAGGUUUCAACCUGACCUGAGGUCACUGUUUCAACCACUGCCAUGUCAUCUGCAUUAUGGAUUUGCACACAGAGAAGUUUCUGAAUCUUCUCAUCUUUUGAUGGAACAACAAUGCUCGCUCUCUACUCAGAACUCCCACUCCAAAGAGUUGCCAAGACAUUUUUCUAUUUGCCCAUAGAAGAAUGUCUUGGGACAGAGUCAGGGAUAGCAGUAUCUGAAAGCCAGCUGGAGAGCCUUUGAUGAUUUUCAUGUUAUGUUGAAAACAAAAUGUUGUGUUAUUGUGUGAGAGGAAGAUUAUGUGUGUUGUCAUUUUGUGCUAGUUCUCAUAAAUCCUGGGUCUAAUUCUACA
This is a messenger RNA of Dama dama (fallow deer), 11548 nucleotides long. It is a transcript of the gene AREL1, whose product is annotated as apoptosis resistant E3 ubiquitin protein ligase 1. The transcript has 22 exons. Gene Ontology annotation, biological process: positive regulation of protein catabolic process; proteasome-mediated ubiquitin-dependent protein catabolic process; protein polyubiquitination. NCBI's taxonomy places the organism in Eukaryota, Metazoa, Chordata, Mammalia, Artiodactyla, Cervidae. Bases 742 to 3213 code for a protein of 823 amino acids. The record is from RefSeq and is a predicted model, not a curated record. Gene Ontology annotation, molecular function: ubiquitin-protein transferase activity.